Molecule: messenger RNA, 4977 nt
Organism: Megalops cyprinoides (Indo-Pacific tarpon)
Lineage: Eukaryota; Metazoa; Chordata; Actinopteri; Elopiformes; Megalopidae
Gene: cngb1a
Product: cyclic nucleotide gated channel subunit beta 1a
Exons: 35
Coding region: 1-4977 (1658 amino acids)
Biological process (GO): retina homeostasis; monoatomic cation transmembrane transport
Cellular component (GO): plasma membrane; intracellular cyclic nucleotide activated cation channel complex; photoreceptor outer segment
Molecular function (GO): intracellularly cAMP-activated cation channel activity; protein-containing complex binding; cGMP binding
Source: RefSeq, a predicted model, not a curated record
AUGUUUAACUGGGUGGUAAAAGUGGUUCCUCAGUUCCCUCAGCCCCCUGGCAAAUUUGGAGAGGAGGGGCAACCCAACGGCCCUCAGGCAACACCAAACACAACCCCAUCUCCUGUACCGGAAGAGAACGCUGUGGAUGUCAGGCGAGGGAGUCGCGUCAUCGGCUGGAUUGUGCAGGGAUUGGGCAAAGUCGUUCCUCAGCCGGAUGGGGGUCCCAAAGACGAAAAAGGAGAUGAGGAGACUACAGAGGCACAUAGAGAGGUCAAAGAGGUGGAGAAAGAGGUGGAAAAAGAGGUGGAGAAAGAGGUGGAAAAAGAGGUCGAGAAAGAGGUGGAAAAAGAGGUCGAGAAAGAAUUGGAGAAUGCAGAGCCCCUACCACACAUCCCCGUUGUGGAGGUGGUGUCUGAAGUGGAGGUCCCUGAGCAGCCAGGUGGCCUGACCCCCAGGGUGAUUGGUUGGCUGAAGUACGGCUUUGAUAAAGUGGUUCCCCAGCCACAACUGACCAACGGCCCUGCCAACGUGGACAGCACAGGUACAAACUCUGAGGAACAGAAAGCUAUCCCACCACAACCUGACACACCGAAAGCAAGAAGAGUGGAACACAUCACACCAGAUGUGGUGGGAUGGAUCGUCCAGGGACUGGGUCGAGUGGUACCACAGCCGGUGGUGAAAUCCAAAGAGGAGGGGGUGGGCGCCGAUGUCGUGCAAAAUGUCUGUAUCCAUCAGGGCCGUGGGGACAUAGUUCUGGAGGAUGUGGACUCUGACUGGGAGAAUGAGAAGCAGAAGCCAGAUGAUCAGAAGGAUCAGGUAGAGCAGGUAGAUCAGCUACGGCAGGUAGAACAGCUGGUAGACCUAGAGCAGCUGGAGCAGGCCGAGCAGCUUGAGCAGAUACAGCAAGUGGAGCAGGUGGAGGGGCCAGAGCAGGUGGAGCAAUCAGAGCAGGUGCAGCAAUCAGAGCAGGUGCAGCAAUCAGAGCAGGUGGAGCAAUCGGAGCCGUCAGAGCAGCCAGAGCAGCCAGAGCAGGUAGAGCAAGUCCAGGAGGUGGAGCAGGUGGAACAGUCAGAACAGGUAGAGGAGGCGGAGGAGGUGGAGCAGGUGGAGCCACCAGAGCAGGUAGAGCAGCCAGCAGAGGCAGAGGAGGUGGAGCAGGUGGAGCCACCAGAGCAGGUAGACCAGGUGGAGCAGGUGGAGCAAUCAGAGCAGGUAGACCAGGUGGAGCAAUCAGAGCAGGUAGACCAGGUGGAGCAGGUGGAGCAAUCAGAGCAGGUAGACCAGGUGGAGCAGGUGGAGCAAUCAGAGCAGGUAGGCCAGGUGGAGCAGGUGGAGCAAUCAGAGCAGGUAGACCAGGCUGAGCAGGUAGAGCAGCUGGAGCAGCCGCAGCAGCUGGAGCAGCCCGAGCAGCUGGAGCAGUCGGAGAGACUGAGCCUGCCGCCUCAGCCCUCACUUCUGGACGCUCAGACACAGACGGAGAACCUGACCGCACCGCAGGAGGAGUCCCAGGCGGAUCGCUGGACACCCCUCGUGGAGAGGAUCAAAAACGAGGCCGGGGUGGUCACCGUGGAAGCCCUGGAGGAGAGGCUGAAGAUGGAGCGGGAGGAGUCGGUGAGGAUGGCACAGGGACUGGCGCAGCAGGCAGUGGAGUUGGCAGUCCGGCAGCUGGAUCAGGAACAGGGGGCAAAGCUCAGCGAACCGCAGCAAUUGUCCAGUAUCCAGGAGGAAGAGAAUGAGGACGAUCCUGAGUUACUGAUGUUACGGGAGGACAGCGAGGAGGACAACGAUGUGAAUAAAUUCACAGUCUCCCAGGUGGAUGCAGGUGCCCCGGAGGGAGUGGCCCAACCUGUGACCCAACAGCCAGGGCCUGCGACAGGAGGGACCGCCGCUCAGGAGGACGAGGUCGUGGAGGACGGGUGCGGAGUCCCUGCCAGCUGCAGUGCGGUAAAGAGCUGCUUAAUCCGUGUCCCCUUCGUGUCCCAGUGCCUGGACUGCUUCAGCAACCUGCUAAAGGACAACAAUGUCAAGCUGCCAAAACUGCCCCUGAGCCUGUCUCAGCUUUCCCAGCAUCUGCCCCAGCUGCCCAAACUGCCCCAACUGCCCCAGCAACUGCCCCAGCUACCCCCGAGGUUAGCCCAGCUGAAAGAGCGUCUGACCAAGUGUCCCAAACUGCCUGAGAAACUGCCCAGCUUGCCUCGAGAACUGCCCAAGGUUCCCAAACUGCCCCAGGAAUUUCCCAAGCUACCCAAAUUGCCCCAGGAGCUGCCCAAACUACCCAAAUUGCCCCAGGAGCUGCCCAAACUGCCCCAGGGGCUUCCGAAACUGCCCAAAUUGCCCCAGGAACUGCCCAAACUGCCCCAGGGGCUUCCGAAACUGCCCAAAUUGCCCCAGGAACUGCCCAAGCUUCCCAAACUGCCCCAGGAGCUGCCCAAGUUUCCCAAACUGUCCUCUCUGCCCUCACGGCUCACACAGCUGCCCCGGCUCGCCAGGCAGUGCUACCUCAACUUCCACAACCGCCUCAACAGCCUCCAGCCCGACAGUGUGCUGGACCUCCCCAACGUGCCCAGCUACCCCCGCCUGCCCCCCAUCAGGCAGCUGUCAGGGCUGUCCAACCCCGGCUUCCACACAGACGAUGGCCCCGCCUCCACCCGCCCCUCAGAGAGCUCUCGACUGAGCGUGCGCCCAGCUGUGAAUGUGGAGGAGGUGGACUCAGAUGGAGAGGUAAAAGGGAGUUCCCACAACCUUCCCCAAAUCGUCACCCCACAGGACCCCAACCUCAAGACCCUCACCGUGCCCGGCGUCUCCGUGACAACCCGCAGAAAGAAGCUGUACUCCCAGGGGGAUGAGGAGGAAGCGGAAGCAGAGACCACCAUGAAGGCGUGGCCCAGCCAGACCAGCCUGCUCAGUGCCGACGAAGGGGUGAAGGAGCGGCCAGCCUCGGCGGCCAGUCAGACCAGCACCAUCAUUAACGAGCGGCUGCAGGAACUGGUCAGGCUGUUCAAGGAGAGAACGGAGCGCACCAAGGAGAGACUCAUCGACCCGGACGAGUCUGACGAGGAGAGCCCCUCCGCCUCCCCCGCCAAGAAGCCCGCAGCGCCUCCUCCACCUCCUCCACCACCCGCAGAGGAGCAGAAGGAGGCGGGGCCGGCAGAGGAGAAGGCAGAGGACGAGGACGCGUAUGACGUCCUGGGCUACAAGCUGAAGCUGCCGCCCUGGGUGAAGACGGUGCUGGAGUACCGAUUCCCGGCCAGCAUCGACCCCUACACCAAUCUCAUCUACGUUCUGUGGCUGUUCUUCGUCACUCUGGCCUGGAACUGGAACCUGUGGCUUAUCCCGGUGCGCUGGGCCUUCCCUUACCAAACCCCCGACAACCUCCACCUGUGGCUGCUGACCGACUACAUCUGCGACGCCAUCUACAUCAUCGACAUCCUGGUGUUCCAGCCCCGCCUGCAGUUCGUCCGGGGAGGAGACAUUGUGUGUGACAAAAAGGAAAUGAGGGAAAACUACAUGAAGACCCUCCGCUUUAAGAUGGAUGUGGUCAGUCUCUUUCCGCUGGAGAUACUGUACCUCAAAACUGGUGUCAACUCCCUGCUGCGGUUCCCUCGCCUCCUCAAGGUCAUGGCUUUCUUUGAGUUCAACGACCGCCUGGAAGCAAUUAUGAGCAAAGCUUAUAUCUACAGAGUUAUUCGCACCACCACCUACCUGUUGUACUCACUGCACAUCAACGCCUGUCUCUUCUACUGGGGAUCUGCCCUUCAGGGUCUGGGCUCCACCAAGUGGGUGUAUAACGGCGUGGGCAACAGUUACAUCCGCUGUUACUACUUCGCCGUUAAGACCCUGAUCACCAUCGGCGGGCUGCCCGACCCAACCACACUUUUUGAGAUCAUCUUCCAGGGGGUCAACUACUUCGUGGGCGUCUUCGCUUUCUCCAUCAUGAUUGGUCAGAUGAGAGAUGUAGUGGGUGCGGCCACUGCAGGCCAGACCUACUACCGGGCCUGCAUGGACAACACCGUCAAGUACAUGACCUCCUACCGGAUCCCCCGCGAAGUCCAGAACCGGGUCAAGACCUGGUACGACUACACCUGGCAGUCCCAAGGCAUGCUGGACGAGCAGGAGCUGUUGGUGCAGCUUCCGGACAAGAUGAGGCUGGACAUCGCUGUGGACGUCAACUACACCAUCGUCAGUAAAGUCGCCCUCUUCCAGGGGUGUGACAGACAGAUGAUUUUCGACAUGCUGAAGAGGCUGAAGUCUGUGGUGUAUCUCCCAGGAGAUUACGUCUGCAAAAAGGGAGAGAUUGGCCGGGAGAUGUACAUCAUAAAGGCGGGAGAGGUGCAAGUGGUGGGCGGUCCUGACGGGAAGACUGUUUUCGUUACGUUGAGGGCGGGGUCUGUGUUUGGAGAGAUUAGCUUACUGGCGGUCGGUGGCGGGAACCGGAGAACAGCCAACGUAGUGGCUCACGGAUUCGCCAACCUGUUCAUCCUGGACAAGAAAGACCUGGCGGAGAUCCUGGUCCACUACCCCGAAUCCCAGAAGCUGCUGCGCAAGAAGGCCAAGAAAAUGCUGACCAAGGACAAGAAGCCGGCAGGGGAGGAGGGCAAGGAGACCGCCCAGGUGAUCCCCCCGAGGCCGGAAACCCCCAAACUGUACAAGGCAGCGCUGGUGGUGACAGAGAAGUCUGGCAUGAAGGGGACCUUCGCCAAGCUCAAGGACAAGACCUACAGGUCCACCUCCAGUUUGCAGGUAUGGACACCCCCCCCAGGCAUCCUCCCCCUCGCCCAUGCCCCCCCCCCCUCCCCGAUGCACCGUCGUUCCCCCAUACCCCGCCAGGCUCCCGGUGACGAUGACGAGCUGGUGUCCGAAACCGGGGACAGCUCCAUGCGGAUCAGAAUCUCCCCCACCCCCCAGGGAGAGGACAUCCUAUCCGUGGAGAUGCUCCCUGACGACGCCCAAGAGGAGCAACCCAAGGAGGAGCAGCCCAAGGAGUAG